AUGAUUUCGACAAUUCGAGCUUCUUUAUUAUUGAUACUUGCCACGUCGCUCAUCCCCGCAGCUCAAGCAGCAGGUGAUUUUGAGAUUUACCAUGCUGACGACUUCCCUGUGCAGGCUUGCACUGGUCUCCUAGGCAAAACAGCCAACUUUUUUGAAAGUAAAAAAGUCGCCAAGGAUGCCUAUUGUAGUGUCAAGAACCAGCAAGCGUUGGGGACCAUGGCCGAGUGUAUUGAACGGUUACAAGAAUCAAGAAACCACAACUCGAGAAAAUUGUUUCUCAAGAGCUGCAAAAAAUCAAAUCUCACCGAGGCAAAGUAUCUUGACGCCUAUCACAAUGCCACUAGUUUCGGAUUCGUCGACACGACAAAGGACAAGAGUUUCAACAAGACCAAGCCUUAUUCUAAACCGGUGCUCGUUUCAGCAAAGAAGAUUGAUGCUGCGUAUGAUGCCGUUGCCACUAGAUGGUACAACUACAACUAUGCCCACUGGUUCGGCAUUGCGUUGUUUGCCUAUUGGUUCGGCAUCUUGUUCUACGCCGGUGCCGUUAACUUCCUUUCCUUUGCCUGCCCCGGGUUGAUCAUGUCCUUAAAAGGUAAAGCAGUCAAUGUUUUCCGUCGGUACGUGACGCUUCCUGCCUUGUUCGGCAAGACCCAUGCUCACCACAAGACCAUCUUCAGCCACUUUCACGUGAUGUUCCCCACGAGGCUCGAGUCGUUGAUUGUAUUUGCCUGGUUCGUGAUGGCAGUUGUGUUUUGUUGCACCAACUAUCACCAUGUCAGCCCCAACUACAUCUGGCCUCAGAAAUGGAACGAAAUGGGCAGGAAAAUCGCCGAUAGAACCGGGAUCAUUGUGCUCUGGCAGAUGCCCAUCCUUGUUUUGUUUGCAGGCAGAAACAAUUUCCUCCAAUGGAUCAGCGGUUGGCCCUAUGCGAGAUUUGUCUAUUUCCACAAGUGGAUCGCGAGAACUGUGUUUCUUAUUGGCAUUGUUCAUGCCGUGGGUAUGACUUUUAACGGAAGAGGUAUCGGCAAAUACUAUACAAGAAUGGCCCAGGCGUACGUGAGAUGGGGUGUUGCUACUCUCACCAUGAUGGGGUUGAUGUGUUUCCAAGCGUUGGCUGCGUUCAGAAGAAGCAACUACGAAGUGUUUUUGUUGAUUCACAUUGUGUUGGCGAUUUUUGUUGUUGCUGGACUAUGGCUCCACACAACGGAGCCCGGGUUCGAUAUGUGGAUGUGGGGAGCCGUGGCUGCGUGGGGGUUUGAUAGAGCUGUGCGUAUUGCAAGAUUGGCCUUUUUCGGUAUCAGGACCGCCCAGGUGCAAUUGGUUGCCAAUGAAACGUUGAGAGUUUCUGUGUCGAGACCAGCGUAUUGGAAACCAUUUCCCGGGUGCCAUGCGUUUAUACAUUUCUUGAGACCAACGUGUUUCUGGCAAUCGCAUCCAUUCACUAUUGUUGACUCCGUGGAGGAGAAGGAUACCAUCACAUUCUACUUGAAGGUUAAAGGCGGUGUCACUCAUGGGCUUUACCAGUACUUGUCGCAGCAGCCGGGCCAAAAGGCCCAGGUCAAAGUCACAGUGGAAGGACCAUACGGCAGCCCCAUCCCCGCUAGCAGAUACGAAUCGGGUUUGUACAUUGCUGGUGGAAACGGUAUUCCCGGCAUAUACUACGAAGCCACCGCGGUGGCGAAAAAAUUGGGGUCCAAGAGAAGACUCCAGCUUUUCUGGGUUGUGCGCCAUUACAGAUCUUUGGAAUGGUUCUACCGUGAGUUGCAAAAACUUGCAACCUUGCCCAUUGACACUAGGAUCUACGUCACGCAACCACACGUGGGUUUAGUUGAGCCAAUCACGUCCAACAUCACCGACGACGAAGUUGAGCAACAAGAGGAACAGGAGAAGAAAUCGGACGUGGAGGAAAGUACCGAUUACAUUGUCCAGUUGAAGAAAUCGUUGAGCCACAUUGAGUUUGUUGAGUCGCGACCAGACAUGUAUCAGCUUGUCGCUACUGAAAUCAGCGCUGCCACUACUCCUUUGGCGAUUGCAAGUUGUGCUCAUGGCAGCAUGGUGGAUGACAUUAGAAAAUCCGUGGCGGACAAUUUGGACAACUCGCCGUAUAGAAUCGAGUUGUUUGAACAGAUCCAAGCUUGGUGA
Messenger RNA from Lodderomyces beijingensis, 2142 nucleotides. NCBI's taxonomy places the organism in Eukaryota, Fungi, Ascomycota, Pichiomycetes, Serinales, Debaryomycetaceae. The record is from the annotation of a GenBank genome assembly.